Messenger RNA from Caenorhabditis remanei, 753 nucleotides. RefSeq lists its product as uncharacterized. The coding region runs from base 1 to 753 and encodes 250 amino acids. Lineage: Eukaryota; Metazoa; Nematoda; Chromadorea; Rhabditida; Rhabditidae. The transcript is spliced from 4 exons. The record is from RefSeq and is a predicted model, not a curated record.
AUGCGCAGUUUGGCUUUGGCACGUGCUGCUCGCUUGGAAAAGCUGAAUCGUCGCUCAGCUGCUAAUGAAGUCCAAAUGGAUGAGCCAGGACCUCAACGAAAUGAUGACGUCGUUGUCAUUGCGCCAAUCAAUCAGGCAAAUCAUGGUGGAGCUGUCAGAGGAGUUGCUGAGGAGGUCCAAGCUCAAAAUCAAGAAACUAUUGCAGCUCGUGACACAACACAACUAAAUGAUGUUAAACGUGAGGAGCAGCAAGAGGUUGUUUAUAAUCCAAACAAUGAUGAUGGCGUGGAACAACCAGCUGCUGGCAAUCAAGUCAUAUUGCAACCACCGGAACAGAAUGCUGGAAUUGAGCAGAACGUAAAGAAUGAAGAUGAGGAGUCGGAUCCGAGAGACACAAUGCCUGGCAGAAUCCAAACGACACCCGAGAACAUCAUCACAUUCAAUGUACCAUUUGAAAUAAGCCAAACGCACAUCAUGAAAAUUCAAAAUCUGUCAGAUCGGCGCAUGGCAUUCAAAAUGAUGUCUAAUUGCCCAGAUCGCCUUGAAUUUAAUCCUCUUUUUGGAACUGUGAAGCAAGGAGAGUUCACCUAUGUCACGAUUAAAACAAAGCCAUUUCAAUUCCAUCACAACUUUGGUGAUCGUAUUUUUGUCACGUGGAUAAAUGCUCCUUGUAAUAAAGAUAUUAGAGAGGAUUGGUUUAUGGAAAGAGGAACGAGAAGUCAGAAGAUUAUGGUUGUUGAGUAUCUUUCGUAA